AUGCAUCUCAUCCUAACAGGCGCAACUGGCCUCGUGGGCACCGCCGUGCUCGACGCCAUGGUCCGGGCCAAAGAUGUCACCAAAAUUUCCGUCAUUAGCCGGAGACCACUCAAGCUCACGGACGACCGCAUCAACGUCAUCCUCCACAAGGACUUUGAGACGUACGACAAGGAGCUGCUCCAGAAGCUCGAAGGUGCGCAGGGCUGUGUGUGGGCAUUGGGGAUUAGUCAGACCCAAGUCAACAAGGAAGACUACGUCAAAAUCACCAAAACCUACGCCCUCGCAGCCGCAGAGGCCUUCAAAGACCUCACGCAUACCACCAAAACCAAGGAACCCUUCCACUUCGUCUACGUCUCAGGCGACGGCUCCACCUUCAAGCCGGGCCUCUUCACGCCCAUCUUCGGGCGAGUCAAGGGUGAAACGGAGCUCGCACUGGCCGAGAUGCAGAGGCAGAACCCGACCACGCUCAAAGCCAGCACCGUCCGCCCGAGCUUCGUCGACUGGACCGGCCAUGAGGAGAUCAAGCCUUACUUGCCGGAGAUUGGAGCGGCUAAGAAUACGUUCGCCACACUCCUUUCGCCGGUUGCUAAGUACGCGAUCAAGGGGAGGUGGAGUCCGACCGGGCCGCUGGGAAGGUUUUUGACGGGUAUGGCGACUAAUAUGUGGGAGGGUGCGUUGGAUGGUGAGGGGGUUGAGAGGCUGCCGGGUGGGUUUACCGUGGUGGACAACCCGGCGAUGUGGCGCGUGUUGGAUCAGGAGGCUGCGGGUAAGAAGUAA
Molecule: messenger RNA, 777 nt
Organism: Dichotomopilus funicola
Lineage: Eukaryota; Fungi; Ascomycota; Sordariomycetes; Sordariales; Chaetomiaceae
Exons: 2
Coding region: 1-777 (258 amino acids)
Source: RefSeq, a predicted model, not a curated record